AAGCGUUUCAACCGGCCGAGCAGUCUGAACAUUCACAUCAACACCCACAUUGGUGCGAAGCCGUUCGCGUGCAGCUACCCGGGGUGCAACCGUAGACUCAACGUCAACUCGAACAUGUGUCAGCACCACCGGAAACCACCUCACCUCCCGCUGGCGUGA
Messenger RNA from Rhodofomes roseus, 159 nucleotides. RefSeq lists its product as uncharacterized. The annotation marks the transcript as partial. The transcript is spliced from 2 exons. The record is from RefSeq and is a predicted model, not a curated record. Lineage: Eukaryota; Fungi; Basidiomycota; Agaricomycetes; Polyporales; Fomitopsidaceae.